AUGAAUGUGAAUAGUGCGAGAUUAGAUAAUGAUGCUGAGGUUAGUGAUGCAGUUCUUGGCGAUAUCGAGAGUAAUCUUUUUUGGCAUCGAGAACGGUCAUCCAGAGUGACGUCUGGUGACGUCGAUACGAGCGACGGCGGAGCAUUUAAUGCUAAAGUGAUUGCUAGUGCAUGUUGCGCAAAGUGUCAGCUGCACUAUCGACCAUUGCAUCGCGAAUUUUUGGACGCGCAAGAGCAGUUUAUAACAGGCCAUUUGGGAACACGAUCUCGGAUACCGAAUUCCUUUGGGGAAUUCGACUUGCUGGCAAGCACUUUUAAUAUUGCUUUUCAAUAUAAAUGGAAUCUGGCUUCUUCGAGUGAACAGCAUCAUGGAUUUAAUAGUCUGAAAUCGGGCCGAAAUGGAUUAAAUAGAGCCUUUCUGUUUAUUCAAGAAGAGUGUCAACUCUGUACAAGUAAGCUAUUAGAGAUGUACAAAUCACCGAAAGGACCAAAGAUGGAAGAGGGCAAUUUUUCUGUGAAUUCUGUAACUGCACCUUGUGCUUUCGAAUUUGAAAUAAAAAUCAGUGACUUCAAGUAUUUGGGCAAGGAAGGGAGCAGCUAUCCGGAAAGUCAGUCUGAAAUCACUCAUUCAUCCUCUCCUCGCCCCUCAACAACUGUGAUCGUUUCUGCAACAUCUCCCUGA
Acanthocheilonema viteae is the source of this 681-nucleotide messenger RNA. NCBI's taxonomy places the organism in Eukaryota, Metazoa, Nematoda, Chromadorea, Rhabditida, Onchocercidae. The record is from the annotation of a GenBank genome assembly.